AGGAAUUUCGAUAUUUACUCCUUUUCGCUUUCACUCCCACUUGGUCAUUUUCGCUGUUCUUCUUCUACCAAAUCCUCCUGUAAAAGUCUGCAAAUCAUUCCUACUUUGAAAAAAAAUGGCGGGCUGGCAGAGACAUUUGCAAUCAUUAGUACGUCGUCUCGUGAAAAAAUACGAGUGCGGUGGCACAGCUUCAUUCAGUACUUUUGGUCAUGCAAAGGCUGGUAUUGUAUCUGGUGAGGUGCCUAGUUUGUCGAGGCUGCAUAAUUUGCAAUUUCCUACAACUUUGAGUCCUCUGUACCAGUAUCUACAGAAAAUGGAGUUCACAAGCACAAGGAACUUACUUGCUGACUCGUCAGAUGCAACUCCAGUUUCUUCACCAUUAAUACCAGCUCUACCCUCAGGUGCUGGUAGCACUGAAACUCAAAAGACCAUUACUAAACCUGAAAAAGUUCAAGCGAUACUUAAAAGUAUAAAACAGAGUCCUAAGAAGGUGAACUUGGUUGCUGCCUUGGUCCGUGGAAUGCGAGUCGAAGAUGCAUUGUUGCAGUUGCAAGUGACAGUUAAAAGAGCUGCUAAAACCGUCUAUCGGGUCAUACAUUCAGCUCGAGCCAAUGCAACACACAAUUACGGAUUUGACCCUGACCGUCUUCUAGUUGCCGAGGCGUUUGUUGGGAAAGGGCUGUUCAAGAAGAGGAUUUCAUACCACGCCAAGGGCAAAUGCGGAAUAAAAGUACGGCCAGAGUGUAGGCUGACUGUAGUACUUCGAGAGAUAACGCCAGAGGAGGAGGCCGAGAUAGCCAAGCUGAAGGUGAGAAAUUUCCGCAAGCUGACCAAGAGAGAAAAACGGCUCGUGCCACAUAAGCUCAUCGAGACCACGCCAGUAUGGGACCGCAAGGGCAAAGCCAGAAGGCAUGAGUCGAGCGCUAUGGCUAUAUGAGCUGUUGUGUUAUUUCAUUAAUCAGUGUCUUGGUAGGGGAGUUUUUGCUGUGAUAUCAAAGGACCGAAGAUAGCAUUUUUCAUGUUCUUUUGUCAUCUUCAUAGUACUGCUGCUUGUAACUGCCUUUUGACUCGACUAUCACUUCGUUAAUGUACGAUGCUGGUGUUGUUCUCAUCGAGUUGUUUUUUUCAACUGAAAGAAAUUGUGUUCUGCAGAAUAUCACUAUUGGUGUUUUGAUGCU
This is a messenger RNA of Striga asiatica, 1178 nucleotides long. The record is from the annotation of a GenBank genome assembly. NCBI's taxonomy places the organism in Eukaryota, Viridiplantae, Streptophyta, Magnoliopsida, Lamiales, Orobanchaceae.